AUGCAUAACGCAGAGAUCUUCGUAAACGAUGGCAUCUACCAGAACUUCUUGAACGCCUUGGUAGAAGGAGAGAAGUCGAUCCCCACCCCAGUCCUCCUGCACUGCUAUGGCGACCCAUACCGCUCGGUUCUGCGCGAUGGCUGUGCCUACACCAUAUGGGGACAGACGUGCUGCAGCGCCGACAAAAUCAAGACCGCCUGUUCUCUGCGCUACCAGGAGCCCCGCUGA
Messenger RNA from Aspergillus homomorphus CBS 101889, 228 nucleotides. RefSeq lists its product as uncharacterized. Gene Ontology annotation, molecular function: catalytic activity. The record is from RefSeq and is a predicted model, not a curated record. The coding region runs from base 1 to 228 and encodes 75 amino acids. The transcript has 2 exons. Lineage: Eukaryota; Fungi; Ascomycota; Eurotiomycetes; Eurotiales; Aspergillaceae.